Messenger RNA from Suillus bovinus, 1149 nucleotides. RefSeq lists its product as uncharacterized. Gene Ontology annotation, molecular function: heme binding; monooxygenase activity; iron ion binding. Lineage: Eukaryota; Fungi; Basidiomycota; Agaricomycetes; Boletales; Suillaceae. The record is from RefSeq and is a predicted model, not a curated record. The transcript has a single exon. The coding region runs from base 1 to 1149 and encodes 382 amino acids.
AUGUCUCAUGCUAGUAUCGUGUUGAUUUUCUCCAUUGCCGUCGCAGUCGCAGUCGCAUUCACCAAAGCAUUCACCACCCCAAGCAAACGGACACACACCAGUGUCCGCGCCGUCAGGACUUUAUUGAAUCCCCCUGAUAUCCCCAUUGUCGCAUUACUACGCGCAAGAUCCAUACCAAAUCAGCGUUUGGUGAAGGCGCUCGGUAUAUCGAGCACAUUCGUCAGCGAUGAUCCUGGCGUUCACGACACGUUCGCCCGCGAGGCGAAAGUUUUGAUAACCGCCGUCAGCACCAAAGAUGGAUGGUCGAGGCUCGUUGACGUCGCCGAAACCUGCGUGAACAGGUUCCUUGACGCGAAGAGCCUCGACUACGCCACCUUUGUGCAGUCUGUCACGCUCAGCGUCGUGUUGGCAGGUCUGCUGGGUACAGAUAUUGAAGAUCUUGACCCCGCGGACGUCGCAUUUGUGACAAAAGCCAUUAACGACCGUUGGGCACAAUCCAAGUCGAGCACUGCUCUUACUACAGAGGUGCUUGAUCAAAUCAACCAUCACAUCGUCAGAUGGGUUCCAAACCGAACCAACCCACUCAAUCUCAUCAUCCCCGCAUACGAGACAAUGUGGCGUGUAGCAGCAAUUGCGGUAGUAUAUUCUAACCGUGAUUGUCUGCUACGCGAUGCAUUUAUCUCAUACGAUGAGAACCCCACUGACGAUCAAUUUUGCGCCUUUUCAAACGAAGGGACAAGAGCGCAGCCUAGUGUAGAGGCCAUCAUCAGUGAGGUUCUCCGACUCCACCCCCCGACUCGUCACAUCACUCGCGCCGUUGUCGUCCCAUGGUGGAAGCGGCCGUUUGUCCCAUCUGUAGAUGUGGCAGACAUCGAAGGGGCACAGAAAUCUUCUAUGUUCGGGAGUGAUACUGAAUCCUUCAAUCCUAUGCGGUUCCACGCGAGCCAGUCCGCUCCUAGAAGGGAUCAGCUGUAUGCCUUUGGGCACGGAAAGCUGAAGUGUGUAGCGGCAAGCUGGGCGCCGCCAGCUGCAGCUGUCAUCACCGCAAAAAUCAUGGCCAAAUUGGAUGGUGUUGCGUUCAAGCUGCAGGAAGGACCACGCGUUGGGAAAAGGGAAGGAUGGGAGGGUUGGUCAAUUCAAAGAGUAUAA